UGAUCAGUCAAGGGUCGGGGAAGAAGCUGUUAUGCCUUCACGCGAUGCGUCCAGGAAAAAGGCUUUUGGUGGUGCUGCUCGUGCUGGAGUGGAGCGCUCGCGCCAGCGCGGUGUCGGACGCUUCGACCGAGACUCAUCCUCAGUGUGACACUGAUGGAUCGACUGUAAGAUGUACAUUGGAAGAGACUCAUUUGAUGAGUCCUGACCCAAUUAAACUGGAUUUCACUGAAGAACAAACUGUGGAGAUUUACAGCGCAUGCCAACAAAACAGCUCAGAUGGGCUUAAAUGCCUCUGCCACCAAAGGACGAACAUCUCUAUGCAUGCAUUACAGCACACAGAGAGAUUUGAAAAUGAAACAUACUCUGUAAUCUGUGGCAAUCAUAGCGUUACAGUUGUUUGGUUGCCGCAAAGAAGGCCAUCGGUUCCCGUGCUCAAAGCUAUCGCAAGUGAAAGGUAUACAAAUGUAGCUCAAUUAGUGUGUACUUCUGAGGGGAACCCAAAGCCAGUCAUCAUGUGGUAUGGUAACAGUAAAAAUCCAGAGGAGGGCAAGAAAAAUGUACGGUAUAAGACAGAGAGCAUUAUGAAGAGUGACAGUGAUCAUCAUCAAAGUCUAAAUGUCGUGUGCUGUGCCAGUAAUUCAGUGGGAAGGGAAUGUACUCAGCUUCAUCAUUUCGAUCUCGAGAGGAAAGGGGACGGGCAAAAGGCUCAGACGAUUUUCCUAAAAUCUGGUCAGUCUCUGCUACUGCGAUGCACCAUACAGUCUAGGGAUGCUCCAGAACUGAGCUGGCACUUCAAUAACAAAGCAAUCAAGGGAAUCCCAUCAAUAUAUUUUAGACACUGGACAGAAUACUUAUUUAUCGAAUCCGUGAACGUGACACAUAGUGGGGAGUAUAUCUGCGUAUCUAAAAACAACCAAACUAGGAACACCUAUGUCAGGGUCCUUGAUAAUUACAAAAUUGACAUAUUCCAGUUGAAUGAGAACAACAGCAUAGCAGCACAAGAUAAGGCAGGCUUCUGCUUCCAGGCUCUGGUAUUCUCCUACCCAAAAGCCCAGUGUCACUGGAUUACACCAAAUCAAACCAAAAUACAGUGCAGAGAGACUCAUUACCAUAAUUUUAAUAGUACAUUUAGGCUGUGUAACCCUGAACCGGGCCAAUAUCAGAUUAAACUAAAGAAUCAGCACUAUAGUGUCAUAAGGAGUAUGUCUCUCUGCAUUUCAGAAAAUCCCCAAAUUACAAUAACAUUACACAAUGAUUCAAACGUCGUCUCUUGUGACACUGAAAGCUCGCUACCCUUUAAUGUAUCCUGGAACAUCUGUCCAUCGCAUAACAAUUGUCAUAAAAGAGACUGGAAAGAGACACCUGUUGCCCAGCUCAGGAUCAUGGAUUCAGAUCAGUUCUGUCAGAAGAAAAUUUACUUCGCCAGACCCAGAUUGAACAGCGAGGACUAUUCUAUCAAAUGCUGCAUCUCUAAUAAAGCAGGGAAUGAUUGUAGUGACCCAUUACAACCUCAAACAACUUUCCCCAGCAUUGAUUACGUGAUUUGUAUCCUGGUUUUUGUUAUUCUCCUCAUGAUCAUCUUUGCCUUAAUCAUCUUCAUCAGAGUUAAGAAGCCUGGGUACCAGUGUCAGAUCCAGAUGAUUCAGAUGACCGGACCCAACGACAAUGACUACAUAUAUAUUGAUUUCAGGGAGUUUAAAUACGACGUGAAAUGGGAAUUUCCACGAGAAAAUCUUGAGCUCGGAAAUGAGUUGGGAUCUGGAGCUUUUGGGAUGGUUGUCCAGGCUACAGCAUAUGGGAUCAGCAAACCAGGAGUGUCCAUUCAGGUAGCGGUAAAAAUGUUAAAGGACAAGCACCAGGCAGUGGAAAAGGAAGCUCUGAUGUCUGAAUUGAAAAUGCUGACUCAUAUUGGACACCAUGAAAACAUUGUCAACUUGCUCGGUGCUUGUACAGGCACAGGUCCUAUUUACCUGAUAUUCCAGUACUGCUGUAACGGAGACCUCUUGAACUAUCUGAAGAGCAACAGGGAAAGUUUUCACAAAUAUCUGACGGACGCUUUCAACAGGGACAGGUUCAGGGGCCUCUACCACAACUUCCAGCAGAAGAGAAACUCCAGCGAGUAUAUCGAGCCUGACAACAACCAGUACGUGCACAUGACUCCCUCCACCAAAGGUCAAGAGAGCGAGUUCCUCCUCCAUCCCAGCAUCAGCUCAGUGUCUACUAUUGAGGAAAUGCUUGAAUGCGAAGACAAACGUCAAGAAGAGGAACUUCAGAGUCUCACCUAUGAUGAACUUCUGAGUUUCUCUUUUCAAGUUGCAAAGGGCAUGGAGUUCCUGUCGUCUAAAAAUUGUAUCCACAGGGACUUGGCAGCCAGAAAUGUUUUGGUGACACAUGGCAGACAGGUGAAGAUCGGUGACUUCGGCCUCGCAAGAGACAUUGAACACGAUACCAACUACGUUGUGAGAGGAAAUGUACGUUUGCCCGUGAAGUGGAUGGCUCCUGAGAGUAUUUUCAAAGGGGUUUACACAAUGCAGAGUGACGUCUGGGCCUAUGGCAUUCUGCUAUGGGAAAUCUUUUCUUUAGGGGUCACCCCAUAUCCAGGCAUUUCUGUGAAUGACACAUUCUACAGGAUGAUUGAAAGUGGAUAUCACAUGGAGCAACCAUAUUAUGCUGAAGAAUCUGUUUACAAGGUAAUGUGUCGCUGCUGGAUGCUCGAUCCGGUCAACCGGCCUUGUUUCUCCAAGCUUGUAGCUUUCAUGGAAAAAGAGCUGGCUGAUUUGGAAGAAAGGCUCUAUUAUAAUAUUGGAGGAUACUGUCACAAUGACAUAACAUACCAGAAUGCUCCAGUGACCCCUGAUGCUACACUGAUGGAGAAAAAAACGGAUGUUUGCCAGCCUGACACUGAAGUUCAGAUGAAAGAAAAGCUGUGGACAUUAAUGGAUCAGUAAGAGCAGAACAUCUUAUCUGAACGGGAGUUAAAGCCUUGCAUUAGGAAAACAUAAUGCAUAACUUGUGCUUUCAUAUUGGCCACUUACACAACGCAUUUUUAAUUUCUAAGAGAAAAUGUUGAAGAAAUUGGAAGGAAUGUUUUCAUGAGCAUAUUGUACCACCAAUAAUGUGUUUCAUGAUUUUUGAUGAAGGGUUUUUAACUUUUUUUUUUUUAUUUUGUCCAUGAGUGUUUACACUGUAAUUAAUAACAUACAGCAUUAAGAAGAAAGAUUCUUUAGGAACUUAGGAACUAAAGAACAAACUUAUAUAUAUAUUGUACCUUACCACUGUAACUGAUGAAUAACCUGCUUCUGUACUCCAUAAUGAAGGCUUACAAGAGAUGCUGUGGUGGAGAAGUACAAAAGUUUUAGUUUUUGCUGCAUUUUGCGGAUAAAUUGCUCUAUUUUUUUAUAACAAAAUAACUUUAUAUUAAUUUUUCAGUAUAUUUAUUCACUUAUCUUAAUCAUUAUUCUUGAAGUAUUAUUUAACAUGCAAUAAGAAGAGUCUACGGUGAGUUAGUUAUGCUUAUUCUUAACAAAACAUUACUUUGCGCUUUUGUGCAGAUUUCCUAUAAACAACAUAACCCACUUUAAAGUGAGUCUUGUUUAACAGUUUUACAUUAAACACCCUUACUGUUGAGGUUAAGCAUCCCUAACUUUUUAAGUCCACUGAGACGGUAAGCAAGUGGGCAUAAAAACUAAAAAUGUUAAAUGUUAAAAAAAAACUGUACAAUGCUUAUAAAAACAUCGAAAUAAACCUAUAUUUGUAUGCAGGGUUUAAAAUGCAAUGCAAAAGCAUAUAAAACACAGUAAAAAUUGUG
Puntigrus tetrazona (Sumatra barb) is the source of this 3808-nucleotide messenger RNA. RefSeq names its product fms related receptor tyrosine kinase 3 (gene flt3). The transcript has 24 exons. The record is from RefSeq and is a predicted model, not a curated record. Bases 45 to 2948 code for a protein of 967 amino acids. Gene Ontology annotation, molecular function: ATP binding; transmembrane receptor protein tyrosine kinase activity. Gene Ontology annotation, cellular component: signaling receptor complex. NCBI's taxonomy places the organism in Eukaryota, Metazoa, Chordata, Actinopteri, Cypriniformes, Cyprinidae. Gene Ontology annotation, biological process: B cell differentiation; cell surface receptor protein tyrosine kinase signaling pathway; protein phosphorylation.